AUGGCCAACCCCGUCCAGGAAUUCAACGACGUCUUCCCCGUCCUCGCCGACGAGUUGAUCGCUCACCUCCGUUCCAUCCACAUCCCCGAGAACGCCAUCGAGUGGUUCGACAGAUCUAUGCGCCACAACGUUCUCGGAGGCAAGAUGAACCGUGGAUUGACUGUUGCCGAGACUCUCCGCAUCCUCAAGCGCGGCGAGGAGUUGUCCAAGGAGGAGAUCUUCAAGGCCAACCUCUUGGGCUGGUGCAUUGAGUGGCUCCAAGCCUUCUUCUUGGUCUCUGACGAUAUCAUGGACAAUAGCAAGACCCGCCGUGGCCAGCCCUGCUGGUACCGCGUUGGCGGUGUUGGCAUGGUCGCCAUCAACGACGCGUUCAUCCUCGAGUCUGCCAUCUACUUCUUCCUCAAGAAGCACUUCAAGAAGGAUGCCUACUACGUCGAGUUGAUCGAGCUCUUCCACGAGACCACCUACCAGACCGAGUUGGGCCAGCUCUUGGACUUGAUCACCGCCCCCGAGGAUGAUAUUGAUCUCACCCGCUUCUCCAUCGAGAAGCACGCCUUCAUCGUCCGCUACAAGACCGCCUACUACUCCUUCUACCUCCCCGUCGCUCUCGCCAUGCACAUGGCUGGCGUCAAGGAUGAGGCUGCCUUCAAGCAGGCCGAGGAUAUUCUCUUGCCCCUUGGCGAGUACUUCCAGGUCCAGGAUGACUACCUCGACUGCUACGGCAACCCCGAGGUCAUCGGCAAGAUCGGUACCGAUAUCGAGGACAACAAGUGCUCCUGGUUGAUCAACCAGGCCCUUGACAAGGCCACCCCCGAGCAGGUCAAGGUUCUUCACGAGAACUACGGUCGCCGCGAUGAGGUCAACGUGAUUGCCGUCAAGGAGGUCUACAACGAGAUCGGCGUCGAGGGUCUCUUCAAGGCCUACGAGGAGGAGUCCUUCACCCGCUUGAACGCCCUCAUUGCCAAGAUCGAUCACCCCCUCUUGUCCCAGGAUGUCUUCACCUCCUUCAUGAAGCGCAUCUACAAGCGUACCAAGUAA
Messenger RNA from Linnemannia hyalina, 1038 nucleotides. NCBI's taxonomy places the organism in Eukaryota, Fungi, Mortierellomycota, Mortierellomycetes, Mortierellales, Mortierellaceae. The record is from the annotation of a GenBank genome assembly.